Nematostella vectensis (starlet sea anemone) is the source of this 4043-nucleotide messenger RNA. Its product is annotated as serine/threonine-protein phosphatase 6 regulatory ankyrin repeat subunit A. The transcript is spliced from 3 exons. The record is from RefSeq and is a predicted model, not a curated record. Lineage: Eukaryota; Metazoa; Cnidaria; Anthozoa; Actiniaria; Edwardsiidae. The coding region runs from base 374 to 3451 and encodes 1025 amino acids. Gene Ontology annotation, molecular function: protein binding.
GAUCCUCUCUUUAGUCACUUGUACCGGAAGAUCAUCUUAAAAUUAAAUAUCCGACUAUUAGUAGUAAAAGAUAGCUCGCUGAAAGCAAAGUUAGCAGCCCUUUUCUACUAGGGUAAAUAGCUGACAUAGCUUUACGUCGUUAUCUCACGAUUGUAUUGUUCUUCUGUGUACAACGAGGAGGGGGAUGGGGUAUGAUUGUAUGGAUCGCGAGUUAUUGUAAUGUCAAGUUGAUAAGGCCAACUGGGGUCCUUAUCAUUUAAAAUCAUUCAUGCGGAAGGAAACAUCAGUCAAGAAAUACCACGCGAUGCCUCUAAGAUGCCUCUAACAGGCUGAAAAAGGAAAACCUCGAGGAUAGAUCAGAAAACCUAUCUUCAUGGAGACAAGUUUGCACGAGGUCGGUCCCAGGCCCCGCGGCUCAGUAGGCAGUCUAGGAAGCCUGUCAGUCACAACAAACGACCAAUCACUGGACGCGAAGUUCGAGUCCUGCUUUCGCGACUUCCAGGGCCCUGAUUUGACGGUUGAAAAGUACUUUGUUGGGGCUGCAGAAAAUUAUCAGCUGGCGGGAGAAAGUCUGGACGAGAUUCUAAACCACAUAGAUGAAAUCAAAGAGGCAAAACUUGACAGCGCAAAAGAUGAAACACUCAUCUCAAUCAUCGACUCGUUCAACCCUCUCCAUAUCGCCGCGGCUUGCGGAAACGCAGCGGCUGUUGGCAGGCUCAUCUACGAGUGCGGUAUGGGCGUCAACAACGUAGCGGUCGGUCAACGGACUCCUCUACUACUAGCAUGCGCUUCUGGGAAUGUUGAAGCUGUUCGUACUUUGAUAAGUGAAGGCGCGAGCGUAAACCUGGCGCGAGACGAUGGGAUAACGCCACUUAUGAUGGCGGUACUGACCAAUACGAAAGACACCGUCUCGUUACUCUUAGAGAAUGGCGCAAAGGUGAAUACAAAAGCUUUUAAAAGGCUUGCUGCGGUUCACUUUGCGGCUGCUAACGGCUUCAGGCAUGUGCUCCGCCUGCUACUUCAAUGCGGAGCCAAGAUAGAUGGCAAGGUACAAGAAGGGUGCACUAGUCUGCAUUUGGCUGCACUGUUUGGACACACGAAAACAGUGGCAUCCUUGAUAAACAGUGGAGCAAACGUUGGGGCAAAAGACCUUCAGGGUUACUCGGUACUUCAUUACGCAUCCUACAGUGGCGAAGGAGCGAUUGUAGAUCUACUACUACGACACGGAGCUAGGAAAGAAGAAUUAGACAAAAAUCAGUUUACGUCUCUUCAUAUAGCCGCCCAGUGGGGCCGCGCUGAAGUUUGUAAGGUCUUAGUAAGGAACAAGGCUAACUUAAAUGCCCACGCCCCCAGAAGAGUAACCCCUCUAAUGCUGGCUGCGUACAAUGGAAACUAUGAAGCUACAGAUGUGCUAUGCGAUAGUGGGAGUAUUUUGCAAGCGCGCAAUUUGUCCGGGAGAACAGCGCUCCAUCUUGCGUCCGAAGGGGGCAAAUCCGACAUCGUGAGAUUGCUUCUGAAGAAAGGGUCGUACAUUCAUACACGCGACAUACAGGGCUACACUGCACUUCACAGAGCAGCCCAAGCAGGCCAGACCAAAACCUGUAAAGUCCUCAUUGAUAAUGACGCCGAGGUCGACGCGUGCAGCGAGAAAGGCACUACGCCUCUUGUGUUAGCAGCGAAUAGCGGGCGCCAUAAAACAGUCAAGAGCUUAAUCCAGAAAGGGGCAGAUAUCCAAGUGCGCCAUCAAUCGGGAAAUACACCUCUUCACUUUGCGUCUGAAAAAGGCCAUCUAGAUGUUGUGCGAGUUCUUCUCGAAAGAGGGGCGUCUCCAAAUGCCAAGGACUCGUGGGGUCUGACUCCUGUCCACCGAGCAGCGAAGAACGGUCACGAUGCCGUUCUGGAGUUGUUAAUAGCGUACCGGGGGCAUAUCACUUCAAUGGAUAACUGGCAGUAUACACCGCUACACCGAGCAGCCGAAAAUGGGCACGAGUCCACACUCAAACUACUGCUCGGAGCUGGAUGCAAAAUCGACCCCAAGGAUAAAUGGCAGUUUACACCGUUGCACCGUGCUGCAGGUAACGGGAAGAAAGAAGCGAUCAGAGUGCUUUUGUCCUUGCAGUCGGAUGCAAAUGCGCGCGAUUGGUCGGGUUAUUCGCCACUCCAUAGGGCCGCAGAAGGAGGUCACGUGGACACGGCACUUUUGUUGAUAUCCUUUGGGUGUGGUGUUAAUGAUACAGAUAACCAGGGGUUUACUCCCCUUCACCGCGCCUCCGAGAACGGUCACGCUGCCACCGUGAAGAUGUUGAUAGACGCAGGAAGCGGUAUAAACGCUCAUGCGCACGCUUUCAGACUGAGCCACGACGUAAACAACAACAGCGACGACAACAAAUGUAGAUCUAUGGAGGAACGAGGACUAAACAGAGGACCCACGGCGGUACAUCUUAGUGCGCAAAACGGACACGUGGACACUCUUGAACUGCUGCUUCAGAAUGGUGCUGACCGGGACGCCUUGGAUCUCUGGGGCUCAACCGCACUUCACAAGGCAGCGGGGGAUGGGCAAACAGAGACAGCUAGAGUGCUCAUUCAAAUUGGCUGCAACGUCAACGCUAAAGACAAGUGGGGAUACACUCCGUUAAUUAGGGCAGCUGAGAGUGGUCACCCUGAGGUCGUUCGGUUAUUAGUCGGAAAAGGUGCAGAUGUCAAUAUCAUGGAUCAAUGGAAUUGUACGCCGUUAUACAGAGCCGCGAAAGCUGGCCGUGUGAGAUGCGUCAAAGAACUUAUCAAGCAUGUGCAAGUGGUUGAUACCGCAGACCGCUGGGGAUUUACUCCUUUUUUACGUGCAUGUCAAAAUGGGCACACCGCUGCUGCUGAAGUUUUGCUGGAGAACGGAGCGAAUAUAAAUGCGUGUGUUAAUGAGCAGACGACUGCUGUGUUGUUAGCAGCGUAUGGCGGACAUGCUGACACUGUGAGCAAGCUAUUGGAGAAUAAAUUGGAUGCCAACGCCACAAUGGAUAAAGGAUACACGGCCCUUCAUCUUGCGAGCCAGAACGGUCAUGCUGACGUCAUCAGGGUCCUCUCUGCGUAUGUCAAUUCGCUAGACGUGUCAGACAUACUGGGCGAUACUCCGCUGCAUUUAGCCGCGUACUUCGGACAUACGAAGGCCGUGGAAACACUCCUCAAGCUCGGAGCUAACCCAAAGAUGGAAGAUAAAGCAGGUUUUACUCCACUGAUGCGAGCAACGCAAAGUGGCAAUGAAGAGGUAGUGAGAAUGUUGACAAAUAGCCCCUCCAAACAGACAUGUCUUUGCGGACGAACAAAACAGAGAAACAAAGGAAAGAACCUCAUAUGCAAAAGCUGUAAAGCGUGUGGAUUAUUCACAGUCCCAUUGGCGAUUGAAGCUGCAAAAGAUGGUAGUCCUAAUAAUCAGGCUAAGGGGUUGAUAAUGGUGUAAACAGAAUCGAAAAACAAUACAAUUUCAAUGGAGAAUACUACAGUAUAUUAUAGUUACUGGUAACUGGACGUUACCCUUCUAGAGAUGGAACCUUUUUUUUCUUUUAAUUGAAGUGGAGGUAAGACAAAGAAAUUCCUCUCUUAUCCUUCUACCUUCCUAUUACCCCUUAGCUACGUGUAAGUAUAACACGUAUUUAAAAGAAAAUAACAGCUGCACCUGAGCCUUUUUCCGUCCACCAUUAACUCGAGUCUAGUUCAAAUUGGGCGAAGUGGCCUUUUAAGCCUUUUUGAGAGUGACACAUGUUUCGUUCACAGAGUCUUGAGACUACCUUUUUUGUGCUCUAAACAUAGUCUAAAAGAUACUUGACGUACACCACCAAAUAACCUUAAAAGAAGUAUACUGUAUUUAGCGACGUAAUGCAUUAUGAGUGCUAACGAAAAUUACCAGUUUUCUUUGAAAGCCUAAAGUAGCAUAUUUGUAUAGGUAAACUAUGUGAUGAAAUCUCGAAAUAACCAUGUAAUAACCUUGUUUUAAAUCGGAAAUAUUGUGCUUCCCUAAAUCAGCCGAUGGAAAUAAAUGCUUUUUCGCAUUC